Aspergillus heteromorphus CBS 117.55 is the source of this 1457-nucleotide messenger RNA. RefSeq names its product phosphoadenylyl-sulfate reductase (thioredoxin) (gene met16). Gene Ontology annotation, molecular function: phosphoadenylyl-sulfate reductase (thioredoxin) activity. The record is from RefSeq and is a predicted model, not a curated record. NCBI's taxonomy places the organism in Eukaryota, Fungi, Ascomycota, Eurotiomycetes, Eurotiales, Aspergillaceae. Gene Ontology annotation, cellular component: cytoplasm. Bases 223 to 1152 code for a protein of 309 amino acids. The transcript has 2 exons.
UGAUUGCCCCUGUCCUGCCCUUCAUUUAUAUCGGACUGGUCAUUGUCAUCUCUGUUGCGUUCAAUCUACAUCAUCCCUCGCCUCCCUCAGUCUCCUUCCUCCGUCAUAGCACCCCGGUCUCCUCCAUUCCAUACAUAUAGACCCGCUUGCAUCCUUCUUCUCGGUGACAUUGGAUUCAUUUGACCUUACUCCUUUUGAAAAAAAAAAAAACAUCCCUUCAAGAUGCCUGCAAAGACUUCUGAGAACUACCCCUCCGAUGUGGAGGCCAUCGACUCGAGAGAUAGUGCCACCGAGUCUGGCUAUGCCAGUGCCAGCUCCAGCGAUGACUACCUUCCGGAGAUUGUCUUCACGAAGCCACACUUGCAGUUCCUUAACAGACAGUUGCAGUUCCUUGAGCCCCAAGAUGUCUUGAGAUGGUGUGUCACCUCUCUUCCUCACCUAUUCCAGACCACUGCCUUCGGUCUCACGGGUCUUGUGACUCUGGACAUGCUCUCCAAGCUGGACGUGCCCCGGCCCCAGAUGGUUGACCUGGUCUUCCUCGACACUCUUCACCACUUCUCUGAAACCCUGGCUCUUGUCGACCGUGUUCGCCAGAAGUACCCCUUGAACAACAUCCACGUCUACCAGCCUCAGGGUGUCGAGACUGAGGAAGAAUUCGCCAAGAAGUACGGUGCCCGUCUCUGGGAGACCGAUGACCAGUUCUACGACUGGGUGGCCAAGGUCGAGCCUGCCCAGCGUGCCUACCGUGAACUGAACGUGCAUGCUGUCCUCACCGGACGUCGUCGCAGCCAAGGCGGCAAGCGUGGUGACCUUGAUAUCAUCGAAGUCGACGAGGCUGGUCUCAUCAAGAUCAACUCUCUCGCCAACUGGUCCUUCGAGCAGGUCAAGAAGUACGUGCAGGAGAACGAUGUUCCCUACAACGAGCUGCUGGACCGUGGCUACAAGAGCAUUGGCGACUACCACUCCACUCAGCCGGUCAAGGAGAACGAAGAUGAGCGAUCCGGUCGCUGGAAGGGCCAGGAGAAGACCGAGUGUGGUAUCCAUAACCCUCGCUCCAAGUACGCCCAGUUCCUGAUGGACAUGGAGCGCAAGCGUCAGGAGGAAGCCCUAUCGCAGGCCCUUCAGACAUCGCUCACGACCGCUGCUCAAUAGGCACUGCCUACUUUCUCUUCAUUCUUGCAUCUACAACGGCGUUCUAUGAUCUGGAGUUCUCAUGUCUAGCGGAGUUACCAAGCCUUGUUCAAUUUCUUGUUCAAAAAAACACCCCACGGGCACGGAAUUUUGGGGGUUAUGUGUUAUGAUAUUUCGGGAAAUAUUUUGUUCUGGAGGAAACGGUUCUAAUGGGAUCAAGAGCCCCCGUCAAUCCUCAUCCGACUGUACAUACAGGAUUUGGCGGGACUGGCAAAAUUCGGCGCACGAACCAAGUACAUUAAUGACCUACAUGAUAGAAAUGAUUA